GUUUGUGAGUUGGAUUGUUAGUGUUUAAGAUGCCCGAGCCAGCCAAGUCCGCUCCGGCCCCGAAGAAGGGCUCCAAGAAGGCGGUGACCAAGGCGCAGAAGAAGGACGGCAAGAAGCGCAAACGCAGCCGCAAGGAGAGCUACUCGGUGUACGUGUACAAGGUGCUGAAGCAGGUGCACCCCGACACCGGCAUCUCGUCCAAGGCCAUGGGCAUCAUGAACUCGUUCGUCAACGACAUCUUCGAGCGCAUCGCGGGCGAGGCGUCCCGCCUGGCGCACUACAACAAGCGCUCGACCAUCACGUCCAGGGAGAUCCAGACGGCCGUGCGCCUGCUGCUGCCCGGGGAGCUGGCCAAGCACGCCGUGUCCGAGGGCACCAAGGCCGUCACCAAGUACACCAGCUCCAAGUGAGCUUGACAAGUAAGCGUCCUGUCAUCCAACCCCAAAGGCUCUUU
Molecule: messenger RNA, 454 nt
Organism: Neogale vison (American mink)
Lineage: Eukaryota; Metazoa; Chordata; Mammalia; Carnivora; Mustelidae
Product: histone H2B type 1-C/E/F/G/I
Exons: 1
Coding region: 30-410 (126 amino acids)
Cellular component (GO): nucleosome
Molecular function (GO): DNA binding; protein heterodimerization activity; structural constituent of chromatin
Source: RefSeq, a predicted model, not a curated record